Messenger RNA from Electrophorus electricus (electric eel), 2233 nucleotides. RefSeq names its product UTP6 small subunit processome component (gene utp6). Gene Ontology annotation, cellular component: Pwp2p-containing subcomplex of 90S preribosome; small-subunit processome. Gene Ontology annotation, biological process: maturation of SSU-rRNA from tricistronic rRNA transcript (SSU-rRNA, 5.8S rRNA, LSU-rRNA). Gene Ontology annotation, molecular function: protein binding; snoRNA binding. Lineage: Eukaryota; Metazoa; Chordata; Actinopteri; Gymnotiformes; Gymnotidae. The record is from RefSeq and is a predicted model, not a curated record.
GGACCCGGACGUUCAACAAAUCCCAACAAAUCAUAACUUCCUCUACACACGUGCAAACGAUGCAAGCAGGGAGAUGGUUUCAGAGCUCCAAUCCCUCCAAACAUAAUAAAUAAAUAAAACGACACGUUGAAAUGGCUGAUAUAGUGCAGCAGCGAGUAGAGGACAGGCUUCCAGGCCUGGAGCAACUGGAAAGAGUCGGACUCUUCACCAAGAAAGAAGUGAAAUCUAUGCUGAAAAGAUCGACAGCCCUGGAAUAUAAGUUACACAGGUCCGUUUUAAGUAAAGACGAUUUCAUCGGAUAUGUUCAGUAUGAAAUAAAUGUGCUGGAACUCAUCAAGAAAAGAAGAGCUCGAAUUGGCUACCACUUCAAAAGGGAGGACAUCGAAUUCCCCAUUAUACAGAGGAUAAACAAUGUUUUCAAGAGAGCUGCUUCAAAGUGGAAGGAAGACGUCCAGCUGUGGCUGUCCCAGGUUGCCUUCUGUAAGAAAUGGGGGACCAAGAGCCAGUUGAGCAAGGUCUUCUCCUCCAUGCUUGCUAUCCACCCUGACAAACCCAGCUUAUGGAUCAUGGCGGCCAAAUGUGAGAUGGAGGACCUGAAUUCCUCGGAGAGCGCUCGGCACCUCUUCCUACGGGCGCUUCGCUUCCAUCCGGAGAACCAGAAGGUCUAUCAGGAGUACUUCCGGAUGGAGCUGAUGCACGCAGAGAAACUGAGGAAACAGCAGCAGGAACUGGAAAUGGCCAAAAUCGACAUUGGUGAGUACACGUUCUCUCCAGAGAUCCUAAGUGGUGGGCUGGCUGAAGUAGUCUACAGAGAUGCCACGGAGAAAAUCAAAGGUGCACAGUUCAUGCUGUCCCUGCUACAAAUUGCUGCCAUUUUUGAUUUCACCAAAGAUCUGCAAGACAAAAUUCUUCAAAACCUGCAGGCCCAACACACCGAUGAGUCCGUGACGUGGGACUUCAUGGCGCGUCGAGAGCUGGAGGCGCCGGGGGCCCCCAAGCUGCACUCGGCCCAGGGCCGUGCCUCCGACGUGGACCGCAGGGAGGAGCGCUGCUGCGCCGUUUACGAGGAGGGCCUGAAGAGCCUCGCCACAGAGCCAAUGUGGACGCAUUAUGUAACUUUCUGCUUGGACAGAUUUAAGAGGAAAACUAAUGUCACUGAGCUCAAAGAAAAGAGAAGAGAGCGGCUGCUCGAGGUCCUACAAAGAGCCCAUGAUGCAUUGCUGCUUCAGGAGUCCUUCUACAGGACCUGGCUACAGGUCCUACUGUCGGUCGGGCACAUGGACACUGCCACUCAAGUUGCUAUAGCGGCCACCAAAUGCUUCAGCCAGUCGGUGGAGAUCUGGUCUUUGAGCUUGCAGACAUUGGUCCAUGUAAAGAGUGGUGAGGUGGGGUCUCUGUUCCAGGAAGCUCUGAAGCAUGUGAAUCCCAAGGACAGUCUGCCCCUGUGGCAGCUGUAUGCUGAGUGGAGCAUAGUAUCACAGUGUCCACAGGACACGGACGCUCUGUUUCAGAAAGCCCUGUUGUCAACUGUCCCAGCUGUUUCAGCAGCGAUGAAGGAAACCUAUCUGGAGUGGGCCUACAAAACUGGGGGCUAUAAAAGAGCCAGGAAGACAUUCAAAAGCCUACACGAACACAGACCCUUCAGUAAGGCCUUCUUUACCAAGAUGGUUCAGAUUGAGAAAGAACAAGAAAAUCCAAAGAUAAGCAACUUGCGAGACUACUAUGAGCGAGCACUGCGCGAGUUCGGCUCCACUGACGAUGAUCUGUGGAUGGAUUUCAUCCGUGAGGAGCUGGGCGCCCUGGGAAACCCCGAGAACUGUGGCCGGCUCCACUGGAGGGCCAUGAAGAGUCUGGUUGGGGAGAGUGUGGAGCGCUUCACAAUGCAGUACACUCUUCUGCAGACUGGACACAUAUAGAAGCAGCCUGGAGAUGUGGAUUAUUGCUGCUGUAACGCUGUUGAGCACAUCGCCAAGGAAACCUUCCAUCUUGCACAACGAGACAAGAUGCAUGUUGUGCCCUGUCUUUGAAAUAAUCCAUCAGUCUGUUUAAAUUUUCCAUAAAAAAUCCUGUUCUGUCCAGAAUUACACUUAGUUUGUUCUGCAUUUUGCCUUUUAGAAGAAUGACUGCUGUUUUUUGUAAACAUUAAAAUGAAAUUUUCUUUUUGUAUUGUUGCGAAGUCUCACCGUCCUCCAAAUCAUAUAUUCCAGAAAUAAACGUUUUAUAGUUGAUUUCA